GACAUCCCGUCAAAACAAAUCAUCUGAAGAGGAGAUAGAAUCUUCUCCAUCGGACAUCAGACAAGCCCUCCAAGUUUUGUUCUUUGUGUUUCGCUCCUGUCCGUAGAAGAAAUGGGAAGCAAAUGGCGAAAAGCGAAGAUAGCUUUAGGUGUAAAUCUGUGCCUUUACGUUCCCAAAACGCUCGAAGAAGAAUCAAGAACAUCAAACAACGCCGUUUCGCUUUCUCCGGUAACGGUUCCAAGGCCCACGACGCCGGUUCCUUCCUCCUCUGGUCUUCGAUUGCCUUGGUCCUUUAGCAAAUCCUCAGCAAAGGGGGUUCCUGUAAAGGUGACGAGGCCUACUGACUAUAAUCCAUCCCUUGCUGCAGCUAUUGGUCCGAGCCAGCCUAAUCCCAAUCUCAACUUGGCGGCUGUUGGGAUUUCUUCGGGGUCUACUGGUGGGCUUGAGGGUCCGGACCGCUUAUUUGUGGGUGGGCUUCCAUAUCACUUGACAGAGGAUCAGAUCAGGGAGCUCUUGGAGUCCUUUGGGCCACUAAGAGAUUUCAACUUGAUUAAAGACAGGGACACCGGAAACUCGAUGGGAUAUGCAUUCUGUGUAUUCCAGGAUCCUUCAGUCACAGAUAUUGCAUGUGCUGCUCUAAACGGGAUUAAGAUGGGCAAUAAGACACUUACAGUGAGGCGUGCAGUCCAAGGUGCAAUUCAACCUAAGCCUGAGCAAGAAGAUAUAUUACUUCAUGCCCAACAACAGAUUGCUUUGCAGUGCUUCUGAUGCACUGAAGCUAUCUAUUGAGAACAACACGUAUCUUGGAGGUGAUGUUGAACUUACCCUGUCAGUUUAGGAGAGAAUUGUCGAGCGUCAGACAAUUGUCUAAUUAGGUGUUCCCUACUGGACUGGUAGAAUGACAUG
Brassica rapa (field mustard) is the source of this 906-nucleotide messenger RNA. Its product is annotated as splicing factor U2af large subunit B. NCBI's taxonomy places the organism in Eukaryota, Viridiplantae, Streptophyta, Magnoliopsida, Brassicales, Brassicaceae. The record is from RefSeq and is a predicted model, not a curated record. Gene Ontology annotation, molecular function: RNA binding.